Cylicostephanus goldi is the source of this 861-nucleotide messenger RNA. The record is from the annotation of a GenBank genome assembly. NCBI's taxonomy places the organism in Eukaryota, Metazoa, Nematoda, Chromadorea, Rhabditida, Strongylidae.
AUGUCACGUGGAAUACUCUUUAGAAAUUCUUACCUUAAAAAAAGAGAUAGGUUUUACAACUUUAUCUUUGCAGCCGAACCCAAAUGCAUCCAAGGUCAAGCCUACAGGAACCCAUUUGGCGAUUUUGUCACCUGCAAUACUGGUGCUGGCUGCCCGUCCAAUUAUGAAUGCUACUACGAUGGAGAACAAUGGGGUUGUUGUCCUUCCAAAGCAUUCACCUGCUCUCUCAGUGCUGACCCCGGAGUACAAUGCGGAUCUGGAUCGACAUUCAAAUUCUUCUACAACACGCAAACACAGAAUUGCGAAAGUUUCCAAUACAACGGCUGCGAUGGAAAUUCAAACAAUUUUGCAAACAGGGAAAUGUGUGAACAGUACUGUAGUGUUGGAGGAUGCCCUUAUGGUGGAACCCCACUUCGUGACCAUUCCGGCAUGACGGCGACUUGCUCAACUCAAGAAAAUUGCCCCUCUUCGCACGAAUGUGGUCCUGUGAUCGUUGGAGGCAGUACCAUCAAUCGUUGCUGUCCUACAAGAUCUUACAUGUGUGGUCUUCCACCUCAGCAAGGCACUCAGUGUGGAGCAAACUUCGUGACACGCUAUUAUUUCAACAUUGUCACCGGCCAAUGCACACCGUUCCAGUUUGGAGGAUGUGAUGGAAAUUAUAACAAUUUUUUGACCUCACAACAGUGUCGGAGCUUUUGUUAUAGCAGCUCCUGUCCUGCUGGCAAUGUAGCCUAUGUGGAUCCGAACUCGCAGAUGCCUAUACAGUGUAACGAAGCUCUCAGUAAUAGUUGUCCUAGUGGGUACACUUGCACAUUCAACGCACUGAUCAAUGGUCAUGUAUGCUGUGGGGCUACUGAUAAU